Molecule: messenger RNA, 612 nt
Organism: Prorocentrum cordatum
Lineage: Eukaryota; Dinophyceae; Prorocentrales; Prorocentraceae
Source: the annotation of a GenBank genome assembly
CAGGACGGCAUCCGGCAGGCGGCGGCAAUGGCAAGGCGGGGUCUGAGACGCCAGACCCGGUGCCGGAAGAGCUUGUGGAGGAGCUCGAGGGGAAGAUGCACGAGCUGGCCAGCAAGGGGGACUACGUGGCGGCGGCCGCCGUGCGCGACGAGCUCUGCGCGGCGCAGUUCGACGACGAGGUCCAUGUGCUGAGCGCAAACGCCGAGCUCUAUUCGGCAUUUUCGGCCAGGGACAUCGACCGCAUCAAGGCGCUGUGGCUCCAGGCCUCGUACGUGCAGUGCAUCCACCCUUACGACCAGCAGAAGCCCGCCUCAGGCUACAGCGAGGUGUGCGGCUCAUGGAGGCGGCUGUUCGACCAGGGGAGGCUCCAGAGGUCCGUCGUGUCCGCGGAGAACGUCCGCGUGAACGUGCGGGGGGCCACCGCCACCGUGUCGUGUGUGGAGCAGGUCUCCUCCAGAAAGGCAAGGAGGCCACAGAACAAGAUGCUGGCCACGAACGUGUUCCGGAAGGUCCAGGGCCGGUGGCUGCUGAUACACCGCCACGUGAGCCACGCGACCGGGGUGGGCGCGUUCGAGGUGCCCACCAUGGCGGAGGACGCAGACGACCCGGAGG